This is a messenger RNA of Hevea brasiliensis (rubber tree), 2525 nucleotides long. RefSeq names its product calcium-dependent protein kinase 13. Gene Ontology annotation, molecular function: calcium ion binding; ATP binding; calmodulin binding. The record is from RefSeq and is a predicted model, not a curated record. Gene Ontology annotation, biological process: intracellular signal transduction; peptidyl-serine phosphorylation; protein autophosphorylation. Gene Ontology annotation, cellular component: nucleus; cytoplasm. The coding region runs from base 465 to 2141 and encodes 558 amino acids. The transcript has 6 exons. NCBI's taxonomy places the organism in Eukaryota, Viridiplantae, Streptophyta, Magnoliopsida, Malpighiales, Euphorbiaceae.
AUAGCCCAUGAAAAUAGCCACGGUGUGAGGGUAGAGAGACAGCCAAUAAAAAUUUGCGAAAGCUCGCCCUCUAUGCUCUCCGUUCUAAGUUCCCACCCGCCACCGUCCCGUUCCGGCAUCGAUUAGCCGACAAAAGUCACAGAGCAAAGACGACGAUAAAAAGAAUUCCAUUUUUUAUUUUAAUUUAUAAAAAAUUAAUAAAUAUAUUACUAAAAAAUAUCAAAAGACGAACUCUUCACAAAAGACACCCUACUCACCUCACUAAUAUCACCGCAUUCCCUUUCUCCUUCUCUCCAAUUCACUCUCUCCCUCUCUCUCAUCCUGUCUCUCUCUCUCUCUCUCUUUCUCUCUAGUAUUAGGGGUAGGGUCUCACUUUAGAAUGUGAAAGUGAAACCCUAACUACGGUUUCUACGAGAUCUGUACUAAAUCACAGCAUUUUCUUACUGUAAGUUUUUGCUUGCUGAAUGGGGAAUUGCUGCCGAUCUCCGGCCGCCGUCGCCAGAGAAGAUGUGAAAUCCAACUUCUCCGGCCAUGAUCACGCCAAGAAAGAUGCCGGAGCUGCUAAGAAGGCACCGAUCACUGUCCUCACUGAUGUUACCAAGGAGAAUAUCGAAGAGAAGUACCUUGUCGAUCGCGAGUUGGGCCGUGGCGAGUUUGGAGUUACUUAUCUUUGUAUUGACCGUGAUAAUAGAGAGUUACUGGCCUGUAAGAGUAUUUCCAAGCGGAAACUGAGGACUGCGGUGGAUAUUGAAGAUGUGAGGCGCGAAGUGGCGAUAAUGAAGCACUUGCCUAAGAAUUCUAGCAUUGUGAGCUUGAAGGAGGCCUGCGAGGAUGACAAUGCGGUACAUUUGGUGAUGGAGUUGUGCGAGGGAGGAGAACUGUUUGAUCGGAUUGUGGCCAGAGGGCAUUAUACGGAGAGAGCAGCUGCGGCUGUCACACGGACGAUUGUGGAGGUUGUGCAGCUGUGCCACAAGCAUGGAGUAAUUCAUAGGGACUUGAAGCCCGAGAAUUUUCUCUUUGCAAAUAAGAAGGAGAAUUCGCCUUUGAAGGCCAUUGAUUUUGGCUUGUCAAUAUUUUUCAAGCCAGGUGAGAGGUUCUCUGAAAUUGUCGGAAGUCCAUAUUACAUGGCUCCAGAGGUGCUCAAGCGGAACUACGGGCCAGAAAUUGACAUAUGGAGUGCAGGGGUUAUUCUUUACAUUUUGUUGUGUGGAGUUCCCCCUUUUUGGGCUGAGUCUGAGCAAGGAGUUGCACAGGCCAUUCUUCGUGGGAUUAUAGACUUCAAACGGGAUCCAUGGCCAAACAUUUCUGAGAGUGCCAAGAGUCUAGUCAAGCAGAUGUUGGAGCCAGACCCGAAGCUUCGACUGACUGCAAAGCAAGUGCUAGAGCAUCCAUGGCUCCAAAAUGCUAAAAAGGCUCCAAAUGUUCCUCUUGGUGAUGUUGUCAAGUCUCGACUUAAGCAAUUUUCAAUGAUGAACAGAUUUAAAAGAAAAGCCCUUAGGGUUGGUUUUUCCACCAAAGUUUUCAUCUUUUUGUUUCUAUCAUUCUAUGUUAUUUUUACAUCCAGAAAAGAAUUAUUUGGUACUUUAAUUCAGGUUAUUGCUGAUUUCUUGUCCAUUGAAGAAGUUGAAGACAUCAAAGAGAUGUUCAGGAAGAUGGACACAGAUAAUGAUGGUAUUGUUUCAAUUGAAGAAUUGAAAGCUGGACUUCGUAAUUUUAACUCCCAGCUUGCGGAGUCUGAAGUUCAAAUGCUUAUUGAAGCUGUAGAUGCUAAUGGGAAAGGUACACUAGAUUAUGGGGAAUUUGUUGCUGUUUCCCUUCAUCUGCAAAGGAUGGCCAAUGAUGAGCAUCUCCGCAAGGCAUUUUCCUGCUUUGACAAAGAUGGCAACGGUUAUAUUGAACCAGAUGAACUCCGGGAUGCAUUGAUGGAAGACGGUGCAGAUGAUUUUACAAAUGUAGCAAAUGACAUCUUCCAAGAAGUGGAUACAGACAAGGAUGGGAAAAUCAGCUAUGAUGAGUUUGUUGCUAUGAUGAAAACUGGAACAGAUUGGAGGAAGGCUUCCCGUCAUUAUUCCAGGGGAAGAUUUAACAGUCUAAGCAUGAAGUUGAUGAAGGAUGGUUCACUAAACUUGGGAAGUGAGUGACAUAUAUUUACACAAGGUAUCAGUUUAAUUAAAUCCAUGAAAAGAAAGUAUUAGGGUCACAUUGUCCAUCUUAGACUUGCUUUCUUCUGUGAUUAUUUCCUGGGGCCAUCUUGAUUAUUUGGGGCCCUUUUGCUUGGGAGCUUAGGAGGAUUAUGAAGGCUGAGUACAUCUUCUCUCUCUCUCUCUCUCUCUGCAAAUGUUGAUUAUGUAAAAAUAGUGCCUUUGUAGCUUUGGUCCAGGAUGUAUGAUUCUGUCCUUUUUAUCAUUCCAACCUUUGAUAAUUGUUUCCUGUUGACAUGAGACAUGAGAAUGUGAGUUUUGAACUCCAUAGGGCUGUAGUAUAUUCUCCUCAAAGAAAGAGUUAAUGCGAUGAUAUAUUCUGCA